AUGGCUGACGGGAAGAGGGAUGAAGAAAAUGGCGCGAGACAGCUCCUGGGAACCGGCGUCGGCCCUAUUAUCGUAGGCCCCAUGUCCGAAGUCGUUGGCCGUCGUAUAAUUUACAAUCGCGCAAAUAUUGGAUUCUGUGCAUUCACGGUUGGCUGUGCCUUGACACCGUCUUUACUUGGAUUGGUGAUAUUGCGUUUCCUGCAAGGAUGUUCUGCAUCCUGUUCUCUCAACAACGCAGGCGGAACUAUUUCCGAUCUUGUGCCAAUACAUCGUAGAGGGCUUGCUAUGACUAUGUACUCGGCGGGGUGGCGAUGGGUAUUCUGGUUGUGGCUUAUUCUGAACGGCACCAUGGGAAUUUUCUGCGCUUUCACAUACACAGAGACAUAUGCGCCUGUCAUUCUCAAACGGAAGGUUAAGACACUCCGCCAGAAAACCGGCAACCAAGCGUUAUACGCAAACGGUCAGCGUCAGCUGCCCGCGAACACUGUCCUAAAACGAGCAAUCACCAGUCCCGUCAAGAUGUUUCUAUUCUGCUCGGUCGUCACUGGCCUAGCCGUGUACAACGCAGUCAUAUACGGCUUCACUUAUCUUCUCUUCUCUACCUUCUCCGUUGUUCUCGAAGACCAGUAUGGUUUUAAUCAAGGAAGGCUCGGCAUGGUAUAUCUAGGUUUGACAAUUGGCUUUCUGGUCUCACUGACAAAAAGCAGGGGAGCAGCAAAACCCGAAUUUCGCUUGGAAUCCUUGGUAUACGGGGCAAUUGCAAUCCUCAUCGAAUUCUUCAUUUACGAAUGGACGGUUCAAUACCACUUUGACAGCGCCGUUCCUGUUGUCGCGACGGGUAUUGUUGGGUUUGGAGUCAUGUUUACCUUCAUACCUUUUAAUGUGUACAUGAUCGAUGCGUACACGAAGUAUGCGGCUAGUGCCAUCACCGCUGGUAACAUAUUACGAAGUCUAUCUGCGGCUCUUCUGCCUCUUGUUGGUGCCUCAUUGUAUAAUAAUCUGGGGUACGGCUGGGGUAACUCUCUUUUGGCCUUCGUAUCUCUGGCAUUGGGGGCAAUGUGUCUACUUUUCCUUAAGUAUGGCGAGGAGUGGCGGAGGGAAUUCUCGAUUCAGCUCCAUUGA
This is a messenger RNA of Aspergillus alliaceus, 1122 nucleotides long. RefSeq names its product major facilitator superfamily domain-containing protein. NCBI's taxonomy places the organism in Eukaryota, Fungi, Ascomycota, Eurotiomycetes, Eurotiales, Aspergillaceae. Gene Ontology annotation, biological process: transmembrane transport. The transcript is spliced from 6 exons. The coding region runs from base 1 to 1122 and encodes 373 amino acids. Gene Ontology annotation, molecular function: transmembrane transporter activity. The record is from RefSeq and is a predicted model, not a curated record.